This is a messenger RNA of Macrobrachium nipponense, 651 nucleotides long. RefSeq lists its product as uncharacterized. NCBI's taxonomy places the organism in Eukaryota, Metazoa, Arthropoda, Malacostraca, Decapoda, Palaemonidae. The record is from RefSeq and is a predicted model, not a curated record. The coding region runs from base 1 to 651 and encodes 216 amino acids. The transcript has 6 exons.
AUGGCUCCAGCUCUUUACUCCGGGACCCUGACCGCCGUGUUGGCCAUUCCAGCCUACGAGACGCCGAUCGAUUCCUUGGAGGAUUUGCCGAGGGCUGUCGAGGGGGGAUUCACUCUGGGCGUUAUGGAGGAUUCCAGCAACGAACUCCUGUUCAGAGAAGCGGACAGCGGCAUCUACAAGCAAACUUGGGACCUGUUCAAUCACGAAGACAGAUCCCAAAGUUUCGUCAACAGUCCUGCUACGGGAAUAAAAAGGGUCCUGGAGAGGAAGUUUGUCUACAUAGGACCCACGACUUACACGGAGAGUCUGGCAACCAGAUUGGGCAGGAGGAAGUUCCACUUUGGGCGCAGCUCCUUCUACCCACAAGGCAUUGUCAUAGGGUAUUUCCCUGGCGCCCCUUAUAAGGAUAUCAUCAAUGAUCUGCUGCUGAGAAUGGUGGAGGGAGGUCUCGUCAAUAAAUGGCGCGACGAUGAGAUUAUGACAGCAUCCUCGAAGGAGAACUGGGCCGUAGGACCCGCCAAGACUAAGGCCAUCACCCUCAACCACCUUCAGGCCGCUUUCUUUGUCAUAGCACUCGGGUCGGCUUUGGCGACAGUGGUCCUCCUGAUGGAGAACGUAGUAUUGUUCGCGUCUGGAAUGAUAAAAACCUGA